Molecule: messenger RNA, 6177 nt
Organism: Chinchilla lanigera (long-tailed chinchilla)
Lineage: Eukaryota; Metazoa; Chordata; Mammalia; Rodentia; Chinchillidae
Gene: Arhgef3
Product: Rho guanine nucleotide exchange factor (GEF) 3
Biological process (GO): positive regulation of Rho protein signal transduction; intracellular signal transduction
Molecular function (GO): guanyl-nucleotide exchange factor activity
Source: RefSeq, a predicted model, not a curated record
CCUGUGCGUGGGUUUUAAUCUUAUCUUUAUCCCCGUUGGUAUAUUUAACGUGUUUUAAUGAGGUAUUACAUGGUCAGAGGGUGGUAAAUGCAUGAUCACACACAGUAAACGCAGCAAGUGUUCAAGUGCAGCAGGCGCGCGGAGGCCGGCCCGGGGUCUCCGCGUCUUGCCCUUGCCCUGUCAUGCCCCUCCGUGCUGCUUCCCUGUCCGCUCUCAGCCAGAGCUCAUCCCCUGCCCCUCCUCCACGCGGGGUCUCCCACAGACACCGCAGAUCUCCCAAAUAAGGACUGAGUGAAGCGGCCGCCCCGUCCCGCUCUAUCCCAUCUUGCAGAGUUAGGAAGAACAGCUGAAUUCAAGAAGCAACUACUUCAGGGAGAAGAGGUGGCUGACCCUUGGUGUCUUCUGUCUCUUCACCUUGCUUCCUGCCUAUGCUCUCCUCCACCCCAGACCCUUGGUCUGCGUCCUCUCUUCCUCCACCAGACUCCCAACGAGUCCAGGAGUUGAGCCCUCCUCCCUUCCCCAAGCCAGCUGCGGGGGAGCCCUGUAAACCCUGGGGCAUAAACCCGAUGUGCUGCCAGUCUGCAUGCCCCAUGCGCAGCUGUGCUCCAGUUUCUGGAAACCCUGAAUUAUAAAACAGGAAGUCAAGGUGUUUGCCUUUAGUAGGGAGAAGACACACUGCUUUCGGCUGUGUACAGGAGACGCACCCGUUGCAUCCGUUGCUUACUCAGCCAUUGUGAUGUCCCUGGGCCUCAGCUCCCGUUCUGCCAUGCUGCUGCCGGAACCCUUCUGGGCUUACGGCUGAUUCUCUCCUUGGCCACCAAGGCCCGGCGCUUGCUCUCCUGACCCGCCCUCUCUGUGGACCUCCCGCACUGUGGCUGUGCUGUCCUGCUCCUGGGCUUCCACUUUCCCCUGGCUGGUUCCCUCCUUGUCAGGGCUCAGCCCAGGCGCUCCUCCAGCGGGAGGCCCCCCUCUGCCUGGCGGGUGUUCCUUCCGGGUGUCUUGCUCCCCACUUGCCCACUGAGGGGUCUGCCUCCCUCCUGAGCUCUGCGUGGGCCUAGAUUGUGCCUCCUACCUGUCACCACCGUUCCCCAGCGCCCAGCACAGUGUACGGCAUCCUGCACACCUGCAACAAGCGAGCAAUUGAAUCCAGUAGGAAGAAAGCUUCUUGGAGGGGGCUCCCUGGGUAGAACCUUGAGGGUGGCGGUGCCUGCUGAGCGCUGGGCACGGGAGAGUGGAAACCCCUUGCUUGAUACUUAACUGAUCUUAAUUAUUUAACGAACGUGGCUGGCUGCAGUAUCGCUCUUUCACACAGUGGCGGCGGUAGAGAGUAAUACAAGGGUUUUUUGCGGGGAAACGCUGAGGACUAUGGGUCUGGACGCCUUGGAAACAGGGAACGCUGACAGGAUCAUUGCUGUUCGCUAAGUGGGAACCUUGACCCGUCACUCUCAGGUCAAGGAGCAUUCUUGACACUGUCGUGGAAUGAAGCUGCAGCUGUUGCGAUGAAAGUCAGUUUGCUCAACAUGCUUGAUUUCUGGCCCAAAAUGCGGGCUGUAGGCCAGGAAGAGGCCACCCAGCACCGAGGUCAGGCCCAGCAGCGCAGCGGCGGGCAGGGGUGGCGGAGCAGAAAGUCCCAGCAGGCCAGAGCGCGUUCUGGAUACUGCGUGCUGCUCAUGGGGCCCCGACUCCAAGACCUGCAUCCCGGCGGGGAGCUCUCCACCUCCUCCCCGGCUGGGCCCCCUCAGAGCCCGGCUUCCGCUGCUUCUCUGGACCCGGGCACCUUGGGCUGGCAAAUGGGCCCGAGCGUCAUCUCCUGGGUCUCUCCGCUGAGUGCGGGGCGGCUUAAACACUGUAAGCUUCAGUUUCUUCACCGGAGAAGUGGGGCCCGCACAGCCCUACCCUGCAUGUUAAAUUUGAUCAAGCACCUAAAAUGCACAGAAAGCAAGCCAUAGAAUUUGGUUUUUAGCAUUAGAGCCGCACUUUCGGGACAGCCCAGUAACCACGGUCUAGAUCCUCCUGCACUCCUGAUUUCACGAGUUCCUGGGGCAGCAGGUGUUUAUCUGUGGAUGAGUGAAUAAACGCAGAAGAGUCUUGGGUUCCCACGUUUCUGCGUGUGACACAGGCCACAGCUGGCCCUGCUCCCCCGGGCUCAGCAACACCCACGGACCCGCGGUCACCCAGAACCCGCUGGGCGCCCAGGGCUUCGCUCCGCAGCUAGCGAGCGGCUCUUCCUCCUCGUCACCUCCAGGCAACGACAAUGGGGCUCCGGCAAAACCUGGCCCCCUCGUCCCGGAUUCGCCUUCAGCGAUGGCGGGGGCUCCCACGGGCACGCUCUGGCCCUCGGCCGCUAGGGGGACAACGUAAGCCACUCCGGCCGCGAGUGUCGCCGUACUCCUCCCGCGGAUACCUGUCCCUCCGGGAGGCGCGUUUUCGGCCGGGGCGAGGGAGACCGGGGCCGGCUGCGGCACCCCAGCUCCGACGCAGUGACCUCCGCCGAGUCGGGCUUGGGAAGCUGAGGACGCCUUCGGGGACCCCCCGCCCCUCCCUUCCUAGUGUUCUGGGAGACCCAGGCGGCGAGGGAAGCGAGGCCACCUGCCGGAGUCCGCUCCGAUCGGCGCUCGGGCGCCUGGGGGUCCGGUCCCGCCCCCGCCCCCGCUGCCGCCAAAGAAAAUCUGGACCUGCCACACUGAGUCCAUGGACAGCUCCACCGUAAUGAAUCAGUGCGUCUACAGAGGAACGGAAGAAAACAAGGAAAGACCUAAACGGCAGCGGCAAAACAACUUUCCCAUGUUUCCUUCGCCUAAAGCCUGGAAUUUCAGAGGGCGGAAACGGAAGCAGAGCACCCAAGAUGAAGACGCUGCCAGCCUUUGCAGUCUCGAUAUAAGUGAACCGAGUAACAAACGGGUCAAACCCCUUUCCAGAGUCACGUCACUAGCAAACCUCAUCCCUCCUGUGAAAGCUACGCCUUUAAAGCGCUUCAGCCAAACCUUGCAGCGGUCCAUUAGCUUCCGCAGUGAGAGCCGCCCUGACAUCCUCGGCCCCCGACCUUGGUCCAGAAAUGCCACCUCCUCGAGCACAAAGCGGAGAGACAGCAAGCUGUGGAGUGAGACCUUCGAUGUGUGCGUUAAUCAGAUGCUUACGGCCAAGGAGAUCAAACGGCAGGAGGCAAUCUUUGAGCUUUCUCAAGGAGAAGAAGACCUGAUAGAAGACUUGAAGUUAGCCAAAAAGGCCUAUCACGACCCUAUGCUGAAACUCUCCAUCAUGACAGAGCAAGAGCUGAAUCAAAUUUUUGGAACACUGGACUCUCUGAUUCCUCUGCAUGAAGAGCUCCUCAGUCAGCUUCGAGACGUGCGGAAGCCAGAUGGCUCAACUGAACAUGUGGGUCCCAUCCUCGUGGGCUGGCUUCCUUGUCUCAGCUCCUAUGACAGCUACUGCAGUAAUCAGGUGGCCGCCAAAGCCCUGCUGGACCACAAAAAACAAGAUCAUCGAGUUCAAGAUUUCCUUCAGCGCUGCUUGGAAUCCCCCUUUAGCCGCAAACUAGAUCUCUGGAAUUUCCUUGAUAUCCCAAGAAGCCGGCUGGUAAAAUACCCUCUGCUGCUCCGAGAAAUCCUGAGGCACACGCCAAACGACAAUCCAGACCAGCAGCACUUGGAGGAAGCUAUAAACAUCAUUCAGGGAAUUGUGGCAGAAAUCAACACCAAGACUGGCGAAUCUGAAUGUCGUUAUUAUAAGGAGCGGCUCCUUUACUUGGAAGAGGGCCAGAAAGACUCCUUGAUUGACAGUUCUCGAGUCCUGUGUUGUCACGGGGAACUGAAGAACAACCGGGGUGUGAAACUGCAUGUUUUCCUGUUCCAAGAAGUACUUGUGAUUACUCGAGCUGUCACCCACAAUGAGCAGCUAUGCUAUCAGUUGUACCGGCAGCCCAUUCCUGUGAAGGACCUGCUGCUGGAAGAUCUGCAAGACGGAGAAGUGAGGCUGGGCGGCUCCCUGCGCGGGGCCUUCAGCAACAAUGAGAGAAUUAAAAACUUCUUCAGAGUCAGUUUCAAAAAUGGAUCCCAAAGUCAGACCCAUUCAUUACAAGCUAAUGAUACCUUCAACAAGCAGCAGUGGCUCAACUGUAUUCGACAAGCCAAAGAAACAGUUCUGUGUGUUGCCGGGCAGGCGGGAGUGCCUGACACCGAGGGACCAUUCCUGAGUCCCGCCAGCAGGAGCCGGGAGCCGCAGGGAGAAACAAAACUGGAGCAGAUGGACCAAUCGGACAGUGAGUCGGACUGCAGCAUGGACACAAGCGAGGUCAGCCUUGACUGUGAGCGGAUGGAACAGACGGACUCCUCCUGUGGGAACGGCAGGCAUGUGGAAAGCAGUGUCUGACGGAAGGGCGUGUCCCUCGUGGGAGUAGCCCUGUGUCUUACCUGUACAGUAUUUGCAUUCCACAUGCAAUGGUUUGGAGAAGCACUUUUUGAUACGUUUGUGGCCACGUCGACCCACGCUCUUGUAUCUGUGCCUCUGUCUCUCGUACUGUAACUGCCGAUCAGUCUGUCUGUGGCGCAGGAACCUGGCAGCCGUCACCCUGUACCGUAGCUAACAGGUGUCCGGAGGGACGGAGAGGUACUUUCAGUUGUCCUGCUGGGUUUUUACAAAUAGAAAGAAAAAAAUCUAAACUACUGUUUUGGGUAGAUUGCUUGAAGAGUUCUUCCUCCCCUGCUUCUCUAGUGCUUUGCCAGCGCUGUGGUGCGGGGGCCAAAGGCACGGAGUCUAGAAGGCUUUGCAAACAGAGUUUGGGACGGUGUCUGAGGGAGAACUAGGAAAAACCAACCACGGACGUGAGACCUUGGUUCUGUGUUACUCAACCAGAAAGCGUGAGAACAUCCCUGAGGAGUCUGAAAGCUUCAUUUUGCAGAGGAGGAAGGAUUGUUUGAACCUUGCCGUUCCAUCCAGUGCAAGUUUGAUGCAGCCAUCGCUGAGGACAUGAAAUAGAGGCUGACCUUGGAAGAGCCGGGACAAAGGCAGCUGCCACCUCCAGAUCUUUAACUAAAAUGCACACGGCUCUAGGAGGUGUCUACCAUGGUUGGUAGCCUGCCACAGGGAGCCACUUGCAGCCUAAAAUAUCAGAAUAGAACAUAAAGGGCCUGGGAGAGUGUACCAGGGUAAUGAACGAGCCCUGUCUUCACUGGGUUUCACCUGCCCAGGCCACUCCUAUUUUACAGUGUGCAUGAAGCGAUAGGAAAAGGGACUGUGACCGGGUUGGUGACUGAUUACAGAGCACGUGAGAGAAGCGCUUCCUCGGGGUCUUCCAUGGGAACCAUUAAAAGAGAAAAGCAAGGAGCGUGGCCGGAGCCUGGAGGAAGGCCACAGCCUUGGGGGUUCCUGCUCUGCUUCUGGGUCACCCCUUCGCCUCUCUGGUUCUGUGUUGUCAUCAGAAUCAUAAUUACUUUUUCUCGAGGUCAGUUUCAUCCACUGAUGAAUUAGGGUCAGCUAGCCAAACUUGUCACCUCCGUGUCCAGCCUUGAUGUACCGAGCGGGGUGGCUUGUAGACCUUUCAAGAAAAGUUCACAAAACACACAAAAAGCUCCCUGUGAUUGUAAAUAUUUAGAAUGACCUGUGCAAAACUAUACCCACACCAGCACUGGUAGUGAUGCUAAAUUAUUGCCAAAAAAGUUUUUUUUUUAAUCUUCUGUGUCUUUCAAGUUUACAGAAAAGCAGCAAGUACAAUGUUGUCCUUUUACCGUGUACAUAGACCAUACGCAUUCAAAGGCGCUGUAUAACAAGAGUCAAUGCUAUAAAAACAAGGUAUAUGACAUUAUUAUUUUUCAAAAGCAAAAAUACUAUGGUCAAUUUUGCCCUGUAAAACAUAUUUAUAGAUUUUAAACAUGGUGAAUUUUUUCUAUUACAAGUUUAUUUAAAACUACUUUGUUUCUCAAAUCGUUACGAGUUAGCGAAUGAAUGAACCUGCUGCAGAUGGAGGCAGAGCAAAGCUUAGAAAAGUUCUUCAGUGAUGGGAAGUGAAUGAAUCGUUCUUUGAAGAUCCAUUGGCCACUUGGGCCCGUGUAUCGAGAAAAGUUUGUCAAGGGUUGGCCUAUGGGAAGGACGGCAUUGAAUGUUUUGAUGGAAUGAAUGUUUUUGUAUAAUGGCCUUAAACUUUUCUGGAAGCAUUUCAAAUAAAUUGCAUUAAAAAUGUCA